UUCACUUCAGCUUCGUGUAGCGACUGCCACGGGAUUGGACGACGGGGAACAAAGACGCACUGCGUACAUUUGCUAUUUGCCAUCAGCCCUUCUCGCCCUGCGCGACUUCUCUACAUAUUAAUUCCGACCGCAAGACUCGCUCUCUUCUUUUCUUUUGUCCACUCUCCUCCUCUUCAAACACCAUCACUGCUCGCUCUACACUCUUCCCUUCUUCUCUACACGACCCGCACCGGCAUUCAUCCCGCCGAUCACCAAAGAGACUCGUUGGAGAUCAGCGACCAGGCUAUUGCCACCGUUCUCACUUCCCUAUCUUCACUCAACAUCUUCCCACACACUACAAAAUGUCAGAAGCCGGGCAAGGGUCACCAAACGGCGUCGCUGGCGAUGCGCCUCCUACUGCCGCCGCGAACAACGAGCAUCUGAAUAUUAAGGUGACGGAUGGCAACAACGAAGUCUUCUUCAAGAUCAAGCGAAGCACCAAGUUGGAGAAGCUCAUGCGAGCAUUCUGUGAAAGACAGGGCAAAGAUCCAAAGGCAGCAAGAUUUUUAUUCGACGGUCAAAAAGUGCAAGCAGGAGAUACACCUGAACAGCUCGAAAUGCAAGAUGGUGAUUCGAUUGAGGUUCAUCAAGAGCAGAUUGGCGGUUCGGCAUAACGGAUGGUGAUACGCCUCGAUCUUGACAUGAUGAAGAGAUGACAUCGGGCUGGCGGCCUCAAUUUGUUACAUGGAUAUCUUCUGGGCAUGGCAGACGGAAGACUUACGUGCUCUCUUACCAAUGGUGCUGACAACAACCUUGACGACGAGGUGACGAUGGGGAGAUGUAGCGACGGCGAGGAGGGCACUAAAGCUUUCUUUAUCUGAUGGGUGGAAGAUGCCCGGUUAUCAGGACGACAUGUAGAUGCCUCUUUCUCAGCAGCUACUUGAGAAUUGCGUCUCAUCCCCGGCCAAAAGGAUCAGCCGCCCAGGACUACGUAGCUGAAGGUGGUGGUGGCUUUAACUCAAGGCUUACGGUUCAAAUAUUCAAUUGCUUGUUCACGGUAGUUCCAUGGCUUUUGUAACAUUCCAGAGCGAUCAGGUGUGACUGAGUUUGACCAUUUCUCACGACAUGAGGUUGGGCCUUGUUCUCCCUAGGGCGUAGGCUGUG
Molecule: messenger RNA, 1143 nt
Organism: Cladophialophora immunda
Lineage: Eukaryota; Fungi; Ascomycota; Eurotiomycetes; Chaetothyriales; Herpotrichiellaceae
Exons: 3
Coding region: 342-653 (103 amino acids)
Biological process (GO): protein sumoylation
Cellular component (GO): septin ring; nucleus
Molecular function (GO): protein tag activity; ubiquitin-like protein ligase binding
Source: RefSeq, a predicted model, not a curated record